Molecule: messenger RNA, 720 nt
Organism: Cicer arietinum (chickpea)
Lineage: Eukaryota; Viridiplantae; Streptophyta; Magnoliopsida; Fabales; Fabaceae
Source: RefSeq, a predicted model, not a curated record
AUGAUUGACGGUAAUCAGAUAUCUGCGUUUGCUGAGAGAUGGCACGUAGAGACUAGCUCAUUUCACCUGCCAUUUGGUGAAAUGACUAUUACUCUUGACGAUGUUAGGAGUCUUUUGAGCAUCCCAUGUUAUGGAGAGUUUUUCACACCUCCUGCUAAUGUCAAUGAAGAUUUGACAAUUGCUGCUGAUGUUGAGUUAUUGGGAGUUGCUUAUGAUGAAGCUUUAACUGAAACUAAGACCAAUAGAGGUGCCUCAUAUAGUUUUGAGUGGUUGAAAGUUGUAUUUUUUAAGCAACUUCGUGAAGGAAGAUAUGAAUGUACAUUGAGGACAUACCUACUUCAUUUGGUAGGGUGUACCAUUCUAGCUGAUAAAAGUUUUACCGUUGUAUCUGUAAAAUAUUUGUUUCUGUUUCAAGACCUUGAUAUUUGUGGUAAAUGGGCAUGGGGACCAAUUGCGCUUGUUGUUUUAUAUGACUAUCUUAGAGAUAGUAGACUACCUGCAACGAAGCAGAUUGGAGGAUAUUUAUCUCUAUUUCAGGAUAUGAAUGAGCCUAUAUCUUCAAUGCCACAGAUGUUUCGAUGGACUGCAAAACAAACAUCUGGAAACAUUGCAUACUACAUAGCAAAGUUGGAUGCUUUGAGGGAUACUAAUAUUAUUUGGACGCCGAAUUACGAUGAGAACCCUAUGACACGAUUUCAGUUUGUGUCGUUGUUUACAUGA